UUUAUAUAACAUAAACACAUAGUUAUAAGAAAAAAUAAGAAGAAUCUUUUAAAAACAAUUUAUGAAAAAGGUUUCUGGUUGCUUGACAUGCAAGUUAGGUCUGCAUUAGCAAGUUGACCUUAUCAAAUGAAGGGUCUAUUAAAAGGAUUGAGGUAUAUUGCUCGCAUCUUCGGUGAGUUCACUUAUCAAUUUAUUAAUACAUGUCUAUGUAUAGUCAUCAUGAAAUCAGAUUUUAAAAACUUUUACAAAAAUUGCUGAGGAUAAUAAGGAACCAGAGAUGCAGAUUGGAAAACCGACCGAUGUGAAACAUGUUGCUCAUAUAGGAUGGGAAGGGCCCUCUGCCACAACCCCAAGCUGGAUGCAUGAUUAUAAGUCUCCAGCGGCUGAGGAAAAAGGAAGUUCCAACAAGAAACCCCGGGAGAAGCAAAAGAAAAAGGGGAGGCGUAAAGCAUCCACAGGCACAAACAACUCACCUGCAGAGUCUCCAUCAAGGGUAGGAGGUUCAACAAGGCCAUCAAGACGAAGCACGGGUAAGCAGAGAGAGCAGAGCACCGGUUCAGGAUCGGAGUCAGGUUCAGGGUUAGACUUAGCUCAACAGAAUGAUCAGCCUGUGGGACAGAAACAGUCGCGGCAGAAGAAGUCAAAAGGAACAACAGGAGGAGGAGGAGGAUCGUCUGUUGGGCCUGCAAAGACAAAAGAAACAGAUAUAUCCGUGCGUGCAACUAUUCCUUGUGUGGGAGGUCUUGGAAGUUCUACAGGAAGAUAAGAGAUGAGAAAAUGAGAGUUUUUUCUUCAAGUUUAGACUAGAGUGGUGGUUUUGUUUUUCAUCUCAUAAUCUACACACUUUU
Molecule: messenger RNA, 848 nt
Organism: Raphanus sativus (radish)
Lineage: Eukaryota; Viridiplantae; Streptophyta; Magnoliopsida; Brassicales; Brassicaceae
Product: CRIB domain-containing protein RIC5-like
Exons: 2
Coding region: 278-766 (162 amino acids)
Source: RefSeq, a predicted model, not a curated record